Morchella importuna is the source of this 738-nucleotide messenger RNA. RefSeq lists its product as uncharacterized. Gene Ontology annotation, molecular function: structural constituent of ribosome. Lineage: Eukaryota; Fungi; Ascomycota; Pezizomycetes; Pezizales; Morchellaceae. Bases 1 to 738 code for a protein of 245 amino acids. Gene Ontology annotation, cellular component: mitochondrial large ribosomal subunit. The record is from RefSeq and is a predicted model, not a curated record. The transcript is spliced from 2 exons.
AUGAACACGCAGUUCAACCCCCUCAACCGCGCGGGGGCCUUCCGCCCCUUUCCGCAGAUGUUCACACGCGCCUUCUCGGCCACGGCUACCGCGGAGAAGAAGCACUCGAAGCGCCGCCUGCAGCACAUGCUCCGAAACGUCCCCGAGUACCCAUACCCGAUCAAGCACACCUUCAAGCAGUCAUGGUUCGGUCUCUACGGCGGAAAGCACAUCCAGUUCGGAAACAACGUUCCCGAGUCAAACUACACUACCCGCCGAAGAUGGCUGCCGAAUGUGCGCCAUAGGACAGUCUUCUCAAGGGCCCUCAACCAGUACUUCUCGCUGGAUAUCACCACAAAUGUCCUUCGCACCAUUGAUAAAGCUGGCGGCCUCGACGCAUACCUUACCGGCACCAAGGCAGCGCGCAUCAAGUCUCUCGGCCCCACCGGGUGGCGUCUGCGAUGGCGCGUCAUGAACUCACCACGGUACCAGAAGCAGCUUGCGGAGGAGCGAGAAGCACUAGGACUGCCGCCUCUUGCGAUGCCGCAGAAGAGCGCACUUGACCCAGAGGAGGCCGAGAUGCUGGCCCUGAGCGAGGGGCAUGACAUCGAGGGUAUCGACAAAGAGGAGUACGAGGCCAUGAUGCGGGAUCAGGAGGCUGCGCAGGAGCAGCUGAAGCCGAAGGAGAAGACGGCGGCACAGCUCAUGAUUGAGAAGAUUGAGAGGGAGAGGGGACUUAAGAAGGAUGUGGAGGCAUAG